Diospyros lotus (date-plum) is the source of this 3105-nucleotide messenger RNA. RefSeq lists its product as uncharacterized. The transcript is spliced from 12 exons. Gene Ontology annotation, molecular function: zinc ion binding. The record is from RefSeq and is a predicted model, not a curated record. Lineage: Eukaryota; Viridiplantae; Streptophyta; Magnoliopsida; Ericales; Ebenaceae. Bases 1390 to 2319 code for a protein of 309 amino acids.
CGAAUGUUUUGAAGCAUGUCAGGGAUCUAACUUUUUUCAAUUAACUGUUGGAAAGAGUUGCUUGGGCAGCUUCUUGAUCCACUUGGAGAAUUUGUUAUAGGCUUUCUCUUGAUGCUACUUUCAAUUUAUUAUGAUGAAAAGGAAUGGUCAAAUCUUAACAACCAAUUUUUGUAUGGAGACUAUUUUAUCCAAUCAAAUCCUUAAGUUUGUUAGCACUCAACUUGUUUGUAUGUUAUUUUAGAAUUCUCUUCAAAGUAGGGUUUUCUUUUUACAAUUCGAAUUUGAGUCAGGCAUGUAUAAGAAGCUAAUUCCUUUCUUUAGCUAGUUUUUAAAUUAUUGAUGUUUUAUUUGAGUGUUUUGCUUGUUGGUUUGAUCUAAGACUCUUUAAGUUAGAGAAUGUCCUACUUAGGGUGUUUAGCUUAGGGUAUGCCCCAGCUAAGGUCUUAGGACUUUAUUUAUGUAAUUUUAUUUAUUUUUUCUUUCAUAAAUUCAUAAUUACAGAAAAGACAUCUCCCCUUCCCAAUUUGAAUUGGUAUAUUUUGGUUACUUAAAGUUAAAUAAGAUCAUCAAAUAAUUUGACAACUACACUUAAAAAAUGUAUAUCUUAUUGUAAUUGAGUAGGGUAAUUUUGAGAUAUAUGUGGUUUAAAAGUAUUAAUUGAUACUGGUUUGGAAUUGUGGGGUGCCUGUGGAAUUAAGAUCAAAACAAACUAAAUCAAAACCACCCAUGGAAGCAACUUGAGAGAGAGAGAGAGACCUCGAAAGUAGAGAGCAGGACAGAGAGUAACACUGGGCAUGAUGAGAGAUGGGCAGCUGGAUGCUGACAAAUGCUUUUCAUGUCAUCUUCUGGGUGAAGCACCGCAAUGAACCGCACUGCCAGGCUGUAGUUUCCUAGUCCACCCCGUCUCUCUAUAAUCCAUCAAAUGUAUCCGAAGCAACCCCCUUUUUGGGUAUCAAUCAAGGGCCUUUCCCUUUCUUCGUCCCUCCCCUCCCUCAAUCUCACUCUAGUUCAACCUUUUGCUUCUCUCUGAGCCUCUCAUAAAUUGUUCCUUCAUUUUCUUGGAAGAUUUUGGGAAAGGAAAAUCCAACUACAGGAAGAGGCAAAAUAAAUCAAGCAUCUCAAGGAAUCUCCAAUUCUCCUCCAAAAGAUGAUGCUACCCAGAUAGGGUCAGUUCAAGCUCCGGUUUCUAGGUAUCUCUUUGUCCACGAACGAAAUUGUGUCAUUGUAAGAUCAUUUUCUUUUGCUGCCCAUAAAGAAAAUGGCCAAAUGGAUACUGUUGACGAUCACAUAACUCCUGUUCCAUUGGAAGAGAAUGGUGAGAAGAUUCCUGAAGAGGAAGCAAUGUGCAGGAUCUGUUACAUGGCAUGUGACAAAGGAAAUACACUCUAGAUGGAUUACAGUUGCAAAGGUGCCCUUAGACUUAUUCAUGAAGAACAUGCUGUAAAGUGUUUUAGCAUGAGAGGCAAUAAACAAUGCGAUGUUUGUGGGCAAGAAGUUUCCAACUUGCCAGUAAUAUUGCUUCAACCACCAACGUCCAUGCAAAGAAACAAUACAUUGGACCAUAAUCAACAGAAUUUGAAUCCAGAAAUGGUGAGUGUCUUGGAGUACUUUGUGACGCCCAUGGUGAUUAGCUCAUUCUGCUAUUUCUGCUUGCUUGAGCAGCCACUGGUUGGUGACAUGCAAAAUGAAGUGAUGGUGAUUGCUCUGGCCUGUGCUGUUACCUUGGACCUUUUGUCAUCUACAUUUGUGAUCCUACUUGCAGCGAUCAACUAUAUAUGGACAUAUGCAGCUCUUCAAUUUGCACUCGUGGCUACAAUUAUUUUCCUCUUCCAUUUCUCGGAAUACCCAGUUAGAAGAAGAGGCAAAACAAUGCAAGCAUCUGACGAAAUCACCAAUUCUCCUCCAGAAGAUGAUGCUCGCCAGGGUAAUCUUGACAGAACGCCUCUCUUAAAUUCAGAGCUUGAGGAAGUCCUAGAAACUCCUGUUUUGGCACUGGUCAGGCCUGCAUCAAACUUGUCCCCUUCUGUUUCUGCACCUGUUUCAGCAAGUACACCGAACACGGGGUUAGUUCAAGCUCUAGAAUCAAGGUUUCUCUUUGCUGAGCAUUUAGAAAUAAUGAGGGUCAUGGAGGAUGUUGUGAUGCUCGUGGUGAUUAGCUCAUUCUUCUAUUUCUUCGUUGUCGAACUGUCAGUGCGAGCAAGUAUGCAAGCACAUAUGCGGCUCUUCAAUUUGCACUUGUGCCCUGUGGCACUGAUUCUUUUCCUCUUCCAUUCCUUGUUUUAUCUGAUCGUAACAAGUUUCAAGUUUUUGAAAACUUGAACUCUCCAGUCAAAGUAUCGAUAAUAAAGCGAGUUGAGGCUCAAUGACAUCACAAAACGCAGAAGAAUGCUGAUAAUUGGUCCAAGAAUUAUCAUCAACUCUUUUGAAUGCAUAUGAAAAGUUAUAGAUUCACCACCGGCAUCAGUAUAUAACCAAUACGAGUAAAUAAAAAUCUCUCUCUCUCCUCAAAAUCAACUUUAUGCAAGGCUAGAGUGUUCAAAAGCAUUAAACUCUCCAAUUGAAGUGUCGAACAUAAGCUAGUUGAGGCUCAUUGACAUUGCAAAAGCUAGAAGAACACUGAUAGUUGGUCUAAGGUUUCGGUCCAAGUUUUGAACCAAUUAUCAAUGUUCUUUUGGGUUUUGAGAUGUCAAUGAGUCUCAAUUUGCUUUGUAUCUCGUACUUUAGUUUUUGAAAACUCUAGCAAUGCAUAAAGUUGAUUUUAAAGAGAUUGAAAUGUUUCUAUUUUUUCGUAUUGGUUAUGCAUUGAUGCGAGUGGUGUAUGUAUAAUUUUGCAUAUACAUUCAAAAGGGUUAAUGAUAAUAACACCAAAUUUUCUACCAAUUUCUUGUUAGCCUGUCUACUUAUUGGUAUAUUCAUCUUAUGUAUGCAAUAACCACCAUGAGUUUUAACUUUACUAGACAUCAAAACUUGUGGUUAGAUUUUGCUCAUAGAACCAUUGGUCAAGUUUGUACACAAAGGAAUACCAAAUGCUAGAGGCUUUUUGUGUAGAUCGAAUAAUAUUAUAUUUAUAUGUAGUCUUCGUCUUGUAUGUCAUUUAAUAUUUAU